CUGUGAUCGGUUGAAGAUUUGAAAUCCAAAACAACAGCCUUGUUUGGAUAUAACAGCUGAAGGAUUUUGCAGAUAAAGAGUCAACACUUAAGCUUUCCCCUGGACAAAGGAGGGAAGGAAGAAAGGGACAACGCAACAAUAUCAACAGCAAAGACACAAAUACAUAGAGAAAGACUCGAAGAAAGCAGUAAUGUUCAAAACAAUAAGCCGUCUGCUUUUUGGAGGAGAGGAGGAGAUCCCUCAAGAGAUCAAGUCUGGAGAAGUGUUGGAAGAAGGAUGGCUCGUGGUCAGCCAUCAAGAGGCAGUUUCAGCAGAGAACCAGUGCGCAGAGUUAGCUGAAACUCACCAGACAUCGGACUCUGCUCUUCAUGGAGAUGUUGUUACAAACAUAACACCUGAUAUCUGCAUGUCAGAUCCAGAGCCCACAGUCCAAAGCAGCAGCACCACCACCAGCAGCAGCAGCCGUCCCAUCCCCAGCUCUGUGUUUCAGCCUAAAGCUCUGCUAGAUGUGUCACAGUUAAGUUCCAUACAGAAGGCUAAGGCCUGGGCAGACAGACACCAAACUACACGGAAUGCAAUUCAGCGCCAAAACCGCGUACGCCAAGGAAUCCAUCAUCACUCCUUCCCCCUUCAACAGCCAGGACAUCGCAACCUCAGCCACUGAGGCAGUGCGCAACAUCUUAAAACACAUCAUAGUUAUUAGAUAUAUUUAAUACAUUCAUUUUAGUCUCAGCAGAUUUAAGCUUUAUCUUGAUGUAACUCAUUACAGAAGUUGACAACUGUUACCCAGGUAGGAGGCAGCUACAUUUGAACUUGUACUGUAUUUGCAAUGAUGUAAACCUCAUGAAAUGAGAAACACUCUGUUUUGUGCAUAUGACUUGAUGCGGCCUAUGCAAAUGUAUCCCUUUAAAACAAAGUGGUGUGAUGAUUUGUGUACCAACAAGCAUUUAUCUUUGUGUUCUUGUUUUUUUAAGUAAAUAAAGUGAUGAC
Molecule: messenger RNA, 990 nt
Organism: Cheilinus undulatus (humphead wrasse)
Lineage: Eukaryota; Metazoa; Chordata; Actinopteri; Labriformes; Labridae
Gene: tp53inp2a
Product: tumor protein p53 inducible nuclear protein 2
Exons: 4
Coding region: 191-664 (157 amino acids)
Source: RefSeq, a predicted model, not a curated record